Molecule: messenger RNA, 2129 nt
Organism: Solanum dulcamara
Lineage: Eukaryota; Viridiplantae; Streptophyta; Magnoliopsida; Solanales; Solanaceae
Product: serine/threonine protein phosphatase 2A 57 kDa regulatory subunit B' theta isoform-like
Exons: 3
Coding region: 376-1887 (503 amino acids)
Biological process (GO): signal transduction
Cellular component (GO): protein phosphatase type 2A complex
Molecular function (GO): protein phosphatase regulator activity
Source: RefSeq, a predicted model, not a curated record
AAUUACUACCAAUUAAGAAAGUAUAGAGAAUUAAGACUGGGCCUUUGGUCGUUUGGUCCGAGUCAGACUAUCAUACAAUUCCAAGAACAAUAUUUACCCAGUCAACAAACAACACCAAAAAUCAAGAACCCCAAAAUUGAUUCACCAAAUUCUUACUUCCUCUGUAAGUAUAAAGAAAGAAAGAGCAAUUAUAUCUCAAUUUCCAUUAAAAAUUCAAACUUUGUUUUGGGGGAAAGUGAAGAGAGCGUGUGGGAAUAUACUUUAUUUGUAAACCCCAUUUUGGCAGUGGAAGAGGAAAGUUGAAAAAGGUGGGGUUUCUUUGAUAUAAUUUAUCUUUGCAUAUAGUUUUAAGUCAAAAAGGUUCAAACUUUACACAUGGGUUUGAUUCAGAUAUUUGGUAAGAAGAAGCAGUCGAAAACGGCUGGUUCAACUAGUUCAAAGAAAAGUGAUGGAGGAAGUAAAAAGGUUGGGGUAUCAGCUAAUACUGUUAUUUCAGCCCCUUAUUCUGUGUCAGCUUCAACAGGGGAUAAAUUUAUUCGAUAUGGAAGUUUAAAGCUUAAUGGGAAUCUCGUUGCAGCUUCUUACGAUGCAUUGCCUAGUUUUAGGGAUGUUCCCAAUUCUGAGAAACACAACUUAUUUAUUAGGAAGCUUAACAUGUGUUCUGUUUUGUUUGACUUCACUGAUCCUACAAAGAACCUUAAAGAAAAGGAUAUCAAGCGACAGACGUUAUUGGAGCUUGUGGAGUAUGUCACUUCUGCAAAUGUAAAAUUUACAGAAGUGGUGAUGCAAGCAGUAGUAAAGAUGGUGUCUACAAAUUUGUUCAGGGAACUCAUGCCCCAGCCUCGAGAGAGCAAGAUGUUAGCCUUCGAUGUGGAAGAGGAUGAACCUGCAAUGGAUCCUUCAUGGCCACAUCUGCAGAUUGUGUAUGAGUUCCUUCUGAGGUUUGUUGCAUCACCCGAAACUGAUGCAAAAGUUGCCAAAAAAUACAUAGAUCAUUCCUUUGUUCUCAGAUUGCUUGAUAUUUUUGACUCUGAGGACCCUAGGGAGAGGGAGUACUUGAAAAUAAUACUGCACCGUGUCUAUGGGAAGUUUAUGGUACACCGACCUUACAUCAGGAAGGCUAUUAAUAACAUAUUUUAUCGUUUUGUUUUUGAGACUGAAAAACAUAAUGGGAUUGCGGAGCUUCUGGAAAUUCUUGGCAGCAUAAUCAAUGGGUUUGCUUUGCCACUAAAAGAAGAACACAAGCUUUUUCUUGUCCGGACAUUGAUUCCCUUGCAUAAACCCAAAUGCUUAGCCAUGUACCAUCAACAGUUAACUUAUUGUAUGACACAGUUUGUGGAGAAAGAUUGCAAGCUUGCUGAUACAGUUAUUAGGGGAUUGUUAAAGUAUUGGCCAGUAACAAAUAGCUCAAAAGAGGUCAUGUUCCUUGGUGAGUUGGAGGAAAUCUUGGAAGCUACUCAACCACCAGAUUUCCAAAGGUGUAUGGUGCCGUUGUUUCGUCGAAUUGCUCAAUGUUUGACAAGCUUGCAUUUUCAGGUGGCGGAGAGGGCUCUAUUCUUGUGGAACAACGAUCAUAUUGAGAAUUUGAUAAAGCAACACCGAAAGGUGAUAUUGCCUAUCAUCUUUCCUGCACUGGAGAGAAAUGCCACAAACCACUGGAAUCAGGCUGUUCACGGUUUGUCACUGAAUAUUCAGAAGAUAUUCUAUGAUCUUGAUCCUGAGCUAUUCAAGGAGUGCUUGCACAAGUUUCAAGAAGAUGAAUUGAAGGAAGAUGAGGUUAAAUCAAAACGUGAAGCUACUUGGAAACGAUUAGAGGAACUUGCUGCCAAAAAUACUACAAGUAAUGAAGCUGUGCUUGUGCCAUCCUCCGGGCAUUCUCGAACUUAAUAUUAAGAUAUGCUUGUUCUUCCUUGUUCUUAAUUUUCAUAAUUCUGGUUAAAUUUACAUUUUGGAAGCAAUGAAUUUAUCAAGGCGAAAAGGGAUUUUGUGUGUCAUUGCCUUUUUUUCCCUGGUCAGUUUCACCCUGAUAGCUGUAGUUGUAAUUAUACUUUGUUUAUAUGUGUUAACUUUGGCAAUUUGGAGAUGGUAGGGGAGCAAGUAUUUUUUUAUCAAAAUUAUACUUCGUUGAA